Amphiprion ocellaris (clown anemonefish) is the source of this 2280-nucleotide messenger RNA. Its product is annotated as interleukin-1 receptor-like 1. Bases 16 to 765 code for a protein of 249 amino acids. The transcript has 4 exons. The record is from RefSeq and is a predicted model, not a curated record. Gene Ontology annotation, biological process: signal transduction. Lineage: Eukaryota; Metazoa; Chordata; Actinopteri; Pomacentridae.
ACAUCUUGUGUUGUAAUGCAUACACCCAUAUUCCCUUUCAAACUUCAAUUUUUUGUUUCACUUUCAGCAUCUAUAAUUCCACUGGUCAUUGGAGGAGUGUGUGUGUUGUUCUUCUGUGUCUUUGCCGCCAUGCUGGUCAAGUUCUUUGCCAUUGAUCUGGCUCUCUUCUUCAGACCUUACCUCCCACUGAGCAAACACAAUGAAGAUAAGAGGAUCUACGACGCCUAUGUGGUCUAUCAGAUGCAGAAAAAGGACAAGGCCACAGAGGAAACACUGUCUCGGUUCAUCACAAAGAUUUUGCCGACCGUCCUCGAGAAUAAGUGUGGAUAUCGACUCUUCAUCCAUGGGAGAGAUGAUAUACCAGGGGAAGAUCGCCUGGAGCUGGUGGAGGACUGCAUGAAGCAGAGCAGGAGGCUGAUGGUCAUCCUCACCCCUGGUUCAGAAUCAGGGCCUGAAAUCACAGACCAAUGUCCAGCCUCACCCCAAACCGCAAUAUUAGGAGGGUUCGACUGGCAGGUUGGGCUCCAUCACGCGCUGAUUCAGAGGGAGAUGAGUGUGAUUCUGAUCCAGCUGGGGAACACCGGCCCACAAGGAUACACUAACUUCCCCCCUGGCCUGCAGCACCUGAUCCUUAAGAGCGCCCCCUUGAGGUGGCCGGAGAGUUCGCGGGGCGCUGCAGCCUGGAACUCCCGCUUCUGGAAGAGGGUUCGAUACCUGAUGCCUGUCACGCCGGCCACAAAACGUACACAGCCUGCUAUUGUCUGAAACUGUGUUAAUUCUUAGAAUAAAUGAGUAGGAAAGGACAAAACUGAGAAAAUGAGGUUUAUUUGUACACUACCAGUCAAAAGUCUGGACACACUUUCUCAUUCAAUGCUUUUUAUUUAAUUAUUUUGUACAUUGUAGAAUAAUACUGAAGACAAUGACACUAUAUAAGAAUACAGAAUGGAAAUUAUGUUGUAAACAACAAUGUUUUAAUCUUCAGUAUUAAUCUAUAAUGUAGAAAAUAAUGCAUUUUUCUUUUUUUAAAAGCAUUGAAUGAGAAGGUGUGUCCAAAUUUUUGGCUGGUAGUGUAUGUGUAUAGAAUGAUACAGAGACAGAGAAACAGUGUUUACUGGAGUUUACUGUGAUUUUUUUUCUUAUGUUGCUUUUCAAAAAAAAGACAACAUAUAAAUUUAAAUACAACGUGUAUAAAUAUGUACAGGAUAAGAAUGUGUUCAGCAGAAAUUACUGUAAUGUUAAAAAGAGACAAAAGAAGGUUUGUCUACAUGUAAAAAAUGUAAAGCAUCUGUGACACGAUCCACAGCAUUAAAAACUGCUUCCAGAUAUUUAUGCUGCUACCUGAGCAGCCUCAGGAAUAUCUCAGAAGAAAUAUAUGUCAAGCAAAUAGAAAAUGUGUUUGCCUGCUCAGUUGGCUGUAUUUGCAUUUGCAAAAAGACAUUUUUUUGAGUCUUUACUUUGUUUUCCAGAUGCUGUUUUGAUAUUUAUAGAUUUAAAAGAUUUUCUUAGUGUUUAAUUUCAUAUCACUUAAUCACUGUUUGUAUAAAUGCUACAAAGUAAAUGUAAAUACUACAUACUACAAAAGCUGGUCAUUCCUCUCUUUAUUGUUCGUUUAUUGACAUUAUUAAAUAAGUAAAAGUUUUCUCUACAGUGUUUACAGUGUUCCCUCCAGUAGAGGGAGACAAAGGUCCUUUAGAGAGAUGGUUUCACUUGAGCAGCAUUCCUGUUCUGACAGAUUUUCAGUGGUGGAACAAGUAUUGAGAUCCUUAAUUUAAGUAAAAACAGCAGUACUACACUGUAAAAAUACUGCACUACAAGUAAAAGUCCUGGUUUUACACCUUAGGUAAGUAAAAUUAUGUAAGUAUGAUAAGAAAACUAUUAAAAAAUGGAAGUAUUUUAAGCAAAAAUGUUCCCUGUCAGUGUUUUUUCUAUUACAAAUGAUCUUUUUGGAGUAAUAUUACUGCUUCAUUAAUGUUGUAUGUUGCAUUUUACUGCUCUAAAGAAUAGUGUUUGGACUCCAUAGGAAAUAUUAACAGACAGUUUGCAUCUGUCUUUCUGAGUUAUGUCCAAUGAAAUUAUAUUUAAAUUACAAACAAUAUUAAAUUAGGUGGAAAAGAUUUUCCUUCCUAAUCAAAGGUAUUCUUAGUUGCCAGUUAUUUAAUGAUUUGCAGCAUAAACACAAGUUUUUAAGCAGGUUACUCAUAAAAAUGAAAUUUCAACUGGUAUUUUCAUGUUAUUUUGAAAGUACUUUUUAAGUGUUGUGUAAUUCAUUAUCAUAAAUAU